Messenger RNA from Limulus polyphemus (Atlantic horseshoe crab), 3287 nucleotides. RefSeq lists its product as uncharacterized. The record is from RefSeq and is a predicted model, not a curated record. The transcript has 8 exons. The coding region runs from base 51 to 1238 and encodes 395 amino acids. Lineage: Eukaryota; Metazoa; Arthropoda; Merostomata; Xiphosura; Limulidae.
GUAGGCACGAGACUCUGUACACGUGCUUGUUGCUGAAGGAAUUCGGGAAUAUGUUUGCAUCCUUCUUUGUUGUCACUAUCUUUGUAGAGGCUGCUCUAAGCCUAAAACUUGUUGAUCUUCAUGUUCCUGCUGUCGUGAGACUAACUAGUCCUGUGUGGCUUUAUUGCUGGUAUAACCUAGAGGGAGAUGACCUCUACUCUGUGAAAUGGUAUAAAAACCAUGUUGAAUUCUACAGGUUCCUUCCAAGUGACAACCCCCCAGGACAGAAGUAUGACUUAGUUGGAGUUCAUGUGGAUCUUAAAAACUCCAAUCAAACACAUGUCUACCUAGACCAAACAGACCUUAAUACUGAUGGCCUCUAUGGUUGUGAAGUAUCAACAGAAGCACCCUCUUACAAAACUGUGCAAGCAGAGAAAAAAUUGAAAGUGUAUGUUUUACCAAGAGAUAAACCAGCUAUUGAAGGACUAGAGUCAGUUUAUGGCAUAGGUGAUGAAGUUAACGUGACCUGUGGUUCGAGUCCUUCUAAACCACCAGCUCAGUUGUCAUGGCUUAUUAACGGUCAGCCGGCCGAACCAACUUUUCUUACCACAUAUGAAACUCAACGCCAUCUAGAAGGAUUACAAAGAACCAUGUUAGGCCUGAACUUUAUUGUGACCUUUACUCAUUUAAAACAUGGUAUGCUGUCAUUAGACUGCACAGCUAUAGUUUCUCAAGAAUAUUACUCUCAAAGUGGGGAGAUCGUGAUUGGUGGAAGAAUUAGAGCAGACCCCAGCGAUUUUGUACCACCAGAAAAAGGACCGACACUGGUUACUGGUAAGAAGGAAUACAGAGUUGGGGACAUCGUAGAAGUUAACUGCAGCUCCUCCAGGGAUACGAAGAACACUCAGCUUACGUGGUUCGUCAAUGACCAAAAGGCUAGUCAUUUCUACGUCAUUAACUAUCCACCAAUUAUUUAUAAAGACGGUGUAAUGUCUUCCUUGAUUGGAUUGAAGUUCCGCUUGACCCACACCCACUUGCUGUCUGAAGGUUUAAGGAUAAAAUGUACCUCCACCAAGUCCAUCGUGUUGGAUACUAAAAAUCAGAAGGUGAUAAUUGGUGGAACACAGCAUAGCUCCGGCCUCCACGUGUUAGCAAGUAACGGAAAAGAAUCUAAUACCAAAGGUCUCUGGAAUAUGAUGUUGUGGAGCUGGUCAUUCACUCUAGCUUUUGUUCAGUCACUGUGUGCAGACCAACUUUAGCCACAGCAAAUAUAAAGAAGAAAAACUAUAGGCUUAACUAGAUCUACGAAGGAGCUGAAAAGUUAGACGGACCAGCAAAAUUAGGGUUGUCCUUUUGUCUUCACUUCGACAGUCCGAGAAUUCAUUCCAUGCAUUGUAUCUGACAAGCUAACCCAUUCAUUAAUGUGAACAAUGAUUGCCACAAUAUUUUUCACAUUUCGUUCGUUCCUAAGGACACGAGCUGUGAUACAUAAAAACAGAGGGGUAUUAUGUCUGCAACUCGUAACGAUAGCUGUAUCAAUUUUAGAAGUGCGAUUAAACGUAUAAUUGUUUCUGCUCUGUUUUUAUCUUUAUAAGAAAUUAGACUGUUAUUUUCUUCACUGUGACUUCAUUGCUUCAUUAAAGAUUUUCUCCCAGUUAGUUUUUAAAACUUACAUGAGAAAAAAAAAAUAUUUUGCUCCGUUAUUACUAGUCUCACGAAUUUUAUACAUCUUAUUAAAAAGCCGACCUGUUUCUGAAUAUGUUUACUUGUAAACUAUAUUAGAUUUUUACUGAUCUCAGAUAAUGGUCUCUAUCUUUAUUUCCUUUUUUCGUGGAAACUGUAAUAUAAAUAUUAUGUUGUUUUCUGUACAGCAUUAUUUGAGAUUUGAAGACACAGCAUCUGGUUUCAAGGAUUGGAUAAGUGGAGCAAAUGAAUUCGAAACACUAACUGAAAAUACAAACCUCGAAUCAUUGUACAUUUUAUCGCUUAAGACUCAAAAGGUAAACUUGAGUCGUUGGAAUUUGGUAGCACAUGUCGAGAGCUCAAUGAUCACAUUACAUUAAAGAGCGAGGUAGCAUGAUCUGUGUCAUAAAAGUAAAGCUACUGUAUUUGAUUUACUUUCUACUAUGUUUUGAAUAGUAUUUCAACAAGGAAUCUGUACUCGUGCUUCAAGUUGCUUACAGACAGGUAAUUGAUUCUGUAAGUAAAGAGUUCUUUAAUUGCUUAGGAAGUUGAUCUUGUAAUUAAUUUAUCAUAAAAUGAGUGAAUAUACUUGCGUUUGAAAUGCUUAUAAUGUAAAUCUUUUAAAUGUGGCAACAUUUUUCUUAUAUUUGUUAGAAUGUAGCCCAGUUUUUCAUGAAAAAAUCAGAAAGCAAUGUACAAUGUCAUUUAAAGAAAAGUUAUAUUUAUUAGCUAAUUAAACAUCUCGUAAAAUUCGCAUGCACUGUUACUAGUAGAGUUGCUUUGUUCUGGUUAGCCUGUUAUUACUCUCUAUGUAAUAAUGUAGAAGUAACUUUCGAUUAAAGUUUAAUAUAACGUUGAUUACACUAAAACUUUAGCGUACUGAAUUCAGAUUGAAGAAUACAUGAUUAAUGAAAACAAAAAAGACCAUUCGCUUUAUUCUAAAAUCAUGAAACCUACCAAUGGAAAAAAACUAAUGUCAUCUUGUAGGUAAAAACAGUACGUAUUUUUAAAGCCAUUGUUUCCAUUUACAUUUCAAUUCUCGAGGCUCCAAUGCCCAAAUUAGGCAGAAAACAAACUUUGUUAGUUAAAGUUUGAAAAGCGUUUGGACUGUAAACUAAUUUAAAAUUCCCAAGGGUCCAUUCCAAACGAACAAAUCGAAUUUAUUUAUAAUAUAAAAUGUGAUUAUGUAUCGUACGCCUUCUCCUCAUGUGUGUAAAUCCUUCUUCUUUCACUAACUGCACAGCAUAAAAGCGGGAAAAAACGAACUGUUUAAGAUGUAAUAUUUAUAUGUAAUAGAAGUGUUUUCUUUCAUAAUUUUACCAUUUUCUUCUACUUCGAUGUAUCAUGUUUCUUCCAAAGAUUACCAGCCCAGAUUACUAGUAUACUCGUUACUUUACUCACUUAAAGUUUGUACUGAAAAACAAAAAAAUCAAGUGCCCAGCAUCACUUGUUAUCAUUUAUCCUAAUCUAGUCAUAAUAUGGAACGUACGAUUGGUCAAUGGACUAAUUAACUAAUUGUUUAAGAAUCGUCUAUCAUUGGCUGUGAACUCGUGAACGAUUUUUUUAUAAAAACAAUAUUAUUAACUGUGGGUAAAGUAAAGCUAUUAAAAUGGUUGGUUUUAUGA